Messenger RNA from Rhodamnia argentea, 1115 nucleotides. Its product is annotated as desiccation-related protein PCC13-62-like. The record is from RefSeq and is a predicted model, not a curated record. NCBI's taxonomy places the organism in Eukaryota, Viridiplantae, Streptophyta, Magnoliopsida, Myrtales, Myrtaceae. The transcript has 3 exons. The coding region runs from base 34 to 993 and encodes 319 amino acids.
CACUGAUAAGAACAAACACCCAAAGCUUAGGUCAUGGCAAUCACCAGCUUUAUCUCCACCGCUUCCGCCACCUCCUCCACCGCUUCGAUGGCUCUCUUCUCCCUCCUCGUCCUCAUCCUCGUCCUGAGCUCGAACUGCAUGGACCUCGAGUCUAGCCAUGGUCGACAAGUGCCGAGGGGCGACGUGGAUCUACUGGAGUUUCCCUUGAAUUUGGAGUACUUUGAGGCGGAGCUCUUCUUGUAUGCCUCGUUGGGGUAUGGGUUGGACAAGGUAGCCCCAAACUUGGCCAUGGGAGGUCCAUCCCCAGUGGGAGCUAGGGCUGCCAACUUGGGUCCUCUCCUGAAGGAUAUCAUCUUGCAGUUCGCUCUCCAAGAAGUUGGUCACUUGAAGGCAAUCAAGAAGACAGUGAAGGGGUUUCCAAGGCCACUCCUGAAUUUGUCUGCGGCUUCAUUUGCCACAGUGAUGGACAAAGCAUUUGGUUAUACUUUAAAGCCUCCAUUCGACCCAUAUGCCAAUGAUAUUAACUUCUUGCUUGCCUCCUAUCUGGUCCCUUAUGUUGGCCUCACCGGCUAUGUUGGAGCGAACCCCAAGCUCCAUGGUGCUGUGUCCAAAAGGCUUGUCGCGGGCCUUCUCGGCGUGGAAUCGGGUCAGGAUGCGGUGAUCCGAGCCCUCCUGUACGAGCGGAAAGCUUGGGACGUCAAGCCGUACGGGAUAACCGUAGUGGAGUUCACAAACCGGAUGUCGGAGUUCAGGAACAAGCUUGGGCACGACGGGCUGAAGGACGAGGGCCUCAUCGUGCCCCCCAACCUAGGUGCCGAGGGGAAGAUCAAGGGGAACGUGCUCGCGGGUGACAAGUACUCGGUCGCGUACGACCGGACGCCCGAGGAGAUACUGAGGAUCGUGUACGGGAGCGGCGACGAGAGCGUCCCGGGAGGAUUCUAUCCCAAGGGUGGGAAUGGUCGCAUUGCUAGGUCUCAUCUCCGGUCGGCGUAGAUGAUUUGUAACAAUAAAUGAACAAAUGUGUAGCUUUUGAUUAUGCUAACUCUUCAAGUGAACUUGUGAACGGCUAUGCUGCGAGCCUCCAGUGAAUUAAAGAAAUGAAACUUAUGUUUCUA